AUGGCCUCGUCGGGGGACUCUCAGAGUUUAUCCGAAUGGGAGGGGCGGUGGGGAGGGGGCCCACGAGUGGGGGAAAAACCGCACAAAGGCCGAAUGGGGGCAGACACCCACCCGGUUCUAACGGAACUGGCUAGUUGGAACGAAAUCCGGAAUGAGUCUCCAACUGACAAGUCACCAGCUGACAAGUCACCAGCUGACAAGUCUCCAACUGACAAGUCUCCAACUGACAAGUCACCAACUGACAAGUCUCCAGCUGACAAGUCACCAACUGACAAGUCUCCAGCUGACAAGUCACCAGCUGACAAGUCACCAGCUGACAAGUCUCCAGCUGACAAGUCUCCAACUGACAAGUCUCCAACUGACAAGUCACCAACUGACAAGUCUCCAGCUGACAAGUCACCAACUGACAAGUCUCCAGCUGACAAGUCACCAACUGACAAGUCACCAGCUGACAAGUCACCAGCUGACAAGUCUCCAACUGACAAGUCUCCAACUGACAAGUCACCAACUGACAAGUCUCCAGCUGACAAGUCACCAACUGACAAGUCUCCAGCUGACAAGUCACCAGCUGACAAGUCUCCAACUGACAAGUCUCCAGCUGACAAGUCACCAGCUGACAAGUCACCAGAUGACAAGUCUCCAACUGACAAGUCACCAGAUGACAAGUCUCCAACUGACAAGUCUCCAGCUGACAAGUCACCAGCUGACAAGUCACCAGAUGACAAGUCUCCAACUGACAAGUCACCAACUGACAAGUCUCCAGCUGACAAGUCACCAGCUGACAAUUCACCAGCUUUUCAGUGUCAGCGGAACAUCCGUAAAACGACCUGUCAAAUAAGCGGUUAUUCGGGUUACGUGUUGUCAUCCCGAACCACGGGGUACCAGUGUGCGGGAGUGACGUUUCCGUCGAGAACUCUUUAG
Messenger RNA from Gigantopelta aegis, 921 nucleotides. RefSeq names its product neurofilament medium polypeptide-like. The record is from RefSeq and is a predicted model, not a curated record. The coding region runs from base 1 to 921 and encodes 306 amino acids. NCBI's taxonomy places the organism in Eukaryota, Metazoa, Mollusca, Gastropoda, Neomphalida, Peltospiridae. The transcript is spliced from 3 exons.